AUGGUACAUCAACUCAUGAGGAAAAGUAAUCAUCACCUGAUCUGGUCCUACAAACGCAACCUCACGAACGACAACCGGUUCGCGAGUGUCGCCAAAAAGGAACGGGUGUUGAGUCCGAGCGCUAAUCUCAUGUCGUGUCUCAUCGAGCUAUUGGUUCCCGAGACGGACGUCGAGUGCAAGAAUUUUUUGACAAAAAUGGAGUUAAUUAUAUUCAUUUACCGACUUUUGUGCCAACACAUCGACGACUUGAAGUGCAGCCGCUUUGACACGAACUCGGAGUCGACUCACACUCAGGGCGAGACCAUUGAGUGUCUGGAGAAGUCGGAGGACAGGUUGUCGCCCAAAUGCAAGCACCAGAUCCUGAGGAUCGCUGAACUACAGAGCGAUGACUUUCAUUUGGAUCGCGGCCUGUAUUUCGCGUGUCGUGACGAUAGGGAGAAGUUCUGCCAUCGGAUCCAAUCGGGCGACGGACGCGUCUAUCGGUGUCUUAUGAAACACAAACUCGAACGCGAUCUGAGCCGCGGCUGUCGCGAGAAGCUUAUCCAGAGGGAGACUUUGGCCGUCAGGGACUACAAAGUGGCGCACGGAUUGGCCAAAGCCUGCAAACAGGACAUCAGGACCUAUCGGUGCAGAGAAGACACCUCCGACCACAAAGAGAUAAGACUCGCGCAGAUAUUGCGCUGUUUGAAGAACGCCGUGACGAAGAACCUGGUGAUCGACCCCCAGUGCAAGACUGAAAUGCUGUCACAUCGACGCAGUCUUCUUCACAACUAUAAAUUAACUCCAGAUCUAAUA
Molecule: messenger RNA, 795 nt
Organism: Medioppia subpectinata
Lineage: Eukaryota; Metazoa; Arthropoda; Arachnida; Sarcoptiformes; Oppiidae
Source: the annotation of a GenBank genome assembly